AUGUUGGAUGCGGAGCCAGAACUUCCACCGGACGUCCACACAACUUACAGCAUGGACGAUCGCUGGACCGGCUCCAUUUGGGCUCGGACCCAGUGCUCCAACAAUGCCUCCUUCUACUUCUCAUGCCAAACCGGGGAUUGCGGCACCGGCAAACUGUUCUGCGCGGGUCCCCAACCCGCUUACCCGGUGACUCUCCUCAACUUCGACAUCAACAACCCGGUCGUAUCCUACGAAGUGAGCCUAGUCCACGGGCAGAACAUGCGGGUUCGGAUCCAGCCCAGUGGAGGGACACUGGUGGACGGAUCCGGCCCUUGCCCGGUCGUGGACUGUGCCAGAGAUCUUAAGGACGUGUGCCCUUCAUUUUUGGUAGCGGCGAACAAGGAGGGUCGAUACGUAGGAUGUUACAGUGCGUGUGAUGCGUUGAAGGAUCCCAAAUUUUGCUGCAGCGAUAGUAGCUGCCAGCCCGAUGAGUACUCUCAGAGGAACAAGGAAUUGUGUAGCAUGGCCCACACCUAUCCCGGCGAUCAUAAACCUCCCAGGUAUCAGUGUAAAGGGGCUGAUAGUUAUGACAUCACUUUCUGUCCUGUAUAG
Messenger RNA from Neltuma alba, 591 nucleotides. Its product is annotated as thaumatin-like protein 1. Lineage: Eukaryota; Viridiplantae; Streptophyta; Magnoliopsida; Fabales; Fabaceae. The transcript has a single exon. The coding region runs from base 1 to 591 and encodes 196 amino acids. The record is from RefSeq and is a predicted model, not a curated record.